Messenger RNA from Rhododendron vialii, 1003 nucleotides. Its product is annotated as E3 ubiquitin-protein ligase RSL1-like. The transcript has a single exon. Gene Ontology annotation, biological process: positive regulation of proteasomal ubiquitin-dependent protein catabolic process; protein polyubiquitination; ubiquitin-dependent protein catabolic process. The record is from RefSeq and is a predicted model, not a curated record. NCBI's taxonomy places the organism in Eukaryota, Viridiplantae, Streptophyta, Magnoliopsida, Ericales, Ericaceae. Gene Ontology annotation, cellular component: ubiquitin ligase complex; cytoplasm. Bases 38 to 1003 code for a protein of 321 amino acids. Gene Ontology annotation, molecular function: ubiquitin protein ligase activity; ubiquitin conjugating enzyme binding; zinc ion binding.
UCAAAACAUUGAAGAACAACGUAUAAACGCAAUAGACAUGAACAAGGCCGCUUCCACACCCAAAUCAAAUUCAAAACCAAAACCACGUCAUAAAAAGACAAUGCGCAUCAACCGCGCAGAGAUAAUCGAGCUUGCCAACGAUAACAGAGAGCUCCAAGAGACGAUAAUGGCGUCUCACCUUCCCCAAACCCGCCGUCGGAAAAAGAGAACCAUCAUCGACCGUGAUGCUUACGACCACCAUGAUGAAGUUUCAAUUCCUUUAUCAUCACCUUCCGGCAAGAAAACCCGAGUGGGAAUGGGCGAGUCUUCUAACUCCCCUUCCACCACCAUUAUACCUUCGUCUGGGAAAAAAAAACAAAAGAAGCUUCGUCGUUCAAAAAAGAAAACCUUCGUCUGCAAAAUCUGCAUCGAGACAAAACCCUACUCGGAGUCGUUCGCAAUGAUGGGUUGCACUCACUCUUACUGUUCCGAUUGUGUGAUCAAGUUCGAAUCCUCAAAACUCGAACAAAACUUUACCCAAAUCCGCUGCCCUAUUCCGGAUUGCAACAAGGGUGUAUUGGACCCGGAGCACUGCCGUGCAAUUUUACCACCGGAGGUGUUUGAUAAGUGGGGCGGUGCUCUCUGUGAGUCUGCCUUUGUAGCCUCCAAGAAAUUUUACUGCCCUUAUAAGGAUUGCUCAGCCUUUAUGAUAGACGAUGAUGAUGGCGAUGGCGAUGGAGAAAGUAAGGCUAUUGCGAAGGCGGGGUGUCUAUACUGCAACAGAUAUUUUUGCGCGCAGUGCAAGGUUCCGUGGCAUAAGGGGAUUGAUUGCUCGGAGUUUCAGAAACUGCACGAGGAUGAGAGAGAAAGAGAGGAUAUCAAGUUGCUGAAACUUGCUAAGAAGAAGAAGUGGGCUAGGUGUCCCCAUUGCAAGGCUUAUGUGGAGAAAAAGGGGGGCUGCAACAAUAUGUUCUGCAGGUUUGCUUUCUUGUUGCAAUUGUGUUUGCUUUCCUCAUACAUAUGA